CGAGUGUUGAGAUCAGUGUGAAAGUCUGAAGUAACUUAUAACAUAUUGCAUCUUAUUGUACAGUAUUGUAUUAUUUAUUAGAUAAAAAUGAUUUCAAGAAGAAGUAGAAUUAAAGGAAUCGCGAAUAUUCCACAAAGACGUAAACAAGCUAAUGAUGAUAAUGAGACACAAACCGAAGAAGCAGAAACUAGCAAUAAAAAAGUACCCGAUGAAGAUACUGUAGCUAAAAAGAAAAGAAAAUUAUCAGAAACCGUUGUUUCCAACGAAGAACCAAACAAGCAAAAGCAGAGUAAUUCCGACCAAUCUACAAAAACCAAAACUACCCCUUCGCAACAAGAAACUCCGAUUGAUAAAGUCGAUCAAACAAAAAUCGCCUCACCUAAUAAUUCAAUACCAACUACUAAUACAGACACUUGUUUCCAAAAGCCUUUAUCGAUUACGAGUAACGCCGUAAUAUCGGACACUGAAUACCCUUUGCCGCCUCCCAGCCCCAAUAAAGCGAAUAGAACUCGAAUAAAAGCAACCCCGAGAUUAGCACACCGCAAAAUGAGUUUUAGUGCUAGCGAAUCGGAAGAUGAAAGCCGUAAGGUGGCUCGAAUACGAACUGAAUCCGUGUCUUCGAACAUCGUGGCAAACGAUUUUAUACUACCCGAUUAUAUUUCCUCUCAACGAAGGAAAGAGGCCCUAAUAACACCGAAGAAAACCAGUCGAUCGGAACAAACCAGAAAGCUAGCCGAAGCCAGAAGGGAGUUCGUUAGACGAUUCGGAGAGAAGAAACCUGAAAGGAAUAAGCUCACUAUGAUGGAUCUCAUUUUUUACAAUCCUAAUUCGAAUCCUAUGGACGUUGCCGAAAAGAAUUCUGUAGAUGAUCCGGAAGUAGAAAAUCCAAUUGAAACUCACCCGGACGACCCUUCUCCUAACGAAGAAGACAACGGAAAGAGCGACGAGGAAAACUCCAUGCCGGUGCCUCAAAUCAAAAUAGGCCCUUCUGGUGAGAUCAUUCUCGACGAACAGAGCGUGUUGAUAGAAACGAAAGACGUGCAGAAAAAGCGCGAGGAAAUGAACAAAACCAAAAUAGUCGACGCGGACGCCAUGAAAACCGGUUACGGCAUCUACAAGAAACAGAAUCGAUCGAAAUGCUGGUCGGAAUCCGAAACCAUUCGCUUCUACAAAGCCCUGAACUCCAUCGGCACGGAUUUCACGCUGAUGUCCGAGCUGUUUCCCAACAGGACGAGAAGAGAACUAAAAAUGAAGUUCAAGAAGGAAGAGAAAACUAACAGGCAGCUCAUCGACAAGGCCAUGAUGCAACCGUGUAGGUUCGAUUUCGAGGAUUUGAAAUGCGAACUGGAAAUGGAAGAAAGGGAAAUGAACGCGUUGAGGAUACAAAACGAGAAGCAGAAAAAAGAGAAAGAGGAAAACGUGAAAAAACAGCAACACAAGAUGUUAGAGAAAGCCAAGAAAAGAAAGCUGGUAGAAACCGCCGAAACGUCAACUGAAGCACAGACAGAGAACAGCGAAAAGAAUGAAGCAAAGCAAGCAACAAGAGGAAGGGGACGUCCAAAGAAAACCAAUAAAAUCUCGAUCAAAAACUUCAUGUCCGACAGCGAUGCCGAUGAAUCGGAUUUAGGAACUCAAAGCGAAUCUGAUGAAGAAAUAUUGCUGUCCAGAAAACCCACACGAUCCGGACGAUUGCCCAAAAUUGUCCAGAGAUACGAAAACGAGCCCGCCAGUCUCAAGUCCAUUAUAAGCGGUUCUAAAGUGACUAAUCCAGAAGAGAUGUCCAACAUUGCUCCGGGUUCUAUUAUGGUUGUGAACGAAACAGGACCCGCCGGAGAGCCCGUGUAUAAAAUAUACAUGGUCACGCCGGAACAGAACGCCAAAGAACUCGACUUGUCCUCCGACAUGGUGACCAAAGUGCUUCAGAUGAAAGAAGGAAUCACGGCGGAAAGCAUAAUGACAAUAUCGGCUAAUGUCACUGACGAAGAGGACGAGUUUGAAGAAAAUAACGUGACUAUUCCCGCGGAAGAAAACGUGACUACACUUAAAACGGAUAGCAAUAAAAAGGAUAGUAAUCAAACGAAUGAAAUUAGCAAGUGUAUACAAGAAACAGAUACUGUGGUGGAGACUGAGAGUGGUAAAAAAAAUUAUCCUGUUUUAUCUGAAGAUGAUAUUGUUUAUAAUGUGGAAGUGUAAAUGACCCUUGCUCAAAUGUUCACCAAAAGAAAUUAAUUGUUAAUUAUCAUUCAUCACUAAUAUCCCUGUGUAAACUUAUCAUCACUUGGUUCUACAUUAAGAAUGAUAUAUCAUCAUCAUCCUAUCGUAUUCUAAGAUGACAUACAGGGUGGCUCAUUAGUAUGGAAAAGCUCAAUA
Phyllotreta striolata is the source of this 2370-nucleotide messenger RNA. The record is from the annotation of a GenBank genome assembly. NCBI's taxonomy places the organism in Eukaryota, Metazoa, Arthropoda, Insecta, Coleoptera, Chrysomelidae.